CCACCACUCAAAAUGAGGCGGUUUGCACGGCCCUUGUCGGGCCUCGUUGUGGCGUCGUCUUCAAACCCUGCGUCGAUCUCUGCGUCAUGCCUGUCAGCGGUGACGCCGCAGCCCUGUGGUGCAGUGAGGGUAACGCGAAGGCACUUCGCCGUCACGGAGAAGCAGGUCGAAGAAGCAGAGGUACGGAACAAAACACAGCCGAGAAACAGGAGAAAGGAAGGAAGGGAAGAUCUGAAUGAGUCAGUGCACCGUUCUAGCUAGUUUGAUUGUGUGUUGUGAUGCUCGUGUCGUGUGGGUGGUGCAGAAGCUCAAGGAAUGGUUGUUUGCUGCGCGCACGAUGGACCCCUACACACUCAUGAGCUGGUGAAUGAGAUGAGAUGAUCACCGACAAGCACUCGCCACCUGUUUGCCGCCUGUGUGGUGUGUGGUGUGUGUGACGGCCCUAUGCAUUUGUCCACUCACUCCCGUCCCGUCGGUCAGCCCGCUCAAGUAUGAGGUAGAUCAUGCCAAUGUGGCGCGUCAGCGCAUCCGGAUUAUGGACAAGCUCGACCCCCCGCAGAUGGCGGUGGCUGGCAUGUACUCCUCCACACAGAUGGGCGCCGACGUCGAUGGACAGGUCAGCCACCGACAGACAGACACGGAAUGAAGCGAUGAAUCCAGCAAGGCGUCUGUUACGUUGUAUUGUGUCGUGUUGUGUUGUGUUGUGUGUGGGAUCUGUGCAGACGAUGCUGCGAAUCAUUGACGAAGUGAUUGACCGCAUGGAGGAUGCCUGUGACACCCUGUACGAUCCUGCGAGGCGCGCAGCGGCACUGCUGGAGUGCAAGUACGGUGUCAAGGUCAGUCAGUCUCUCACAGCCAGCCUCUCACACACACUUACGUGUGCAUUCGUCCAUGGCUCCAUCCAUUCAUCCAUCCGUCCAUCAGGUUGCGGGUGUGCUGCCUCCGCCCCGUCCGCACCCCGAGUCGACCACCCUCUACCGCCUGGCGCCCAGUGUAGGAAAGAUCUCGGACAAGGAGCCCAUCGAAUGGGAAAAGCAGGUGCUGAAAGUCGAAUCGCCCAAGGAAGACACGGAGGUACGAACAGGCACACAGACACCCACACAUCCACCCAAGACAUGCACACGCACACGCGGCAAUCGACGGUGUGUUCGGGUUGUCUGCAGUUAACGGCCGGUCCGCCGGCGACCAAGCCGUGAGCAGACGCCGCAGAUAGAUAUACCACGAUAUCGACGCACUACAUUUCACUUUUUGCCUGCUCUCCUCCCCCUCUCUCGGUGUGUGUGAGGGUCAGGUAUGCGUUGACGGGUAAGGGUCCUUCGGCCAUGGAGGUGGUGCAGAAGACACUCGACGCGGUGUCGCGGUUCGACGCCGACCUGGAGAGCACCGCUGGCGUGCUCAGACACCUCAAACGGUCAACCACACACACAGACGCAGACCGCCAACAGCCAGACACACACAAAGCACUCAACUCGCCUGUGUGUGUGUGUGUGUGUGUGCAGUGACUACAAGGAGAAGGCCGACGAGAGUGAACAGAAGCUCAAGGAACUCUUCAAGGCCGAGAAGGUGUGAGAGAAAGAACAGUCCCUGGAUCAUUGCGUGUGUGCAUGGGGUGUGCUGCUUGCUUCUGUUGUGGUGGUGGUGGUCGUCAGUUGGACGAGAAGGCAGCUAUCAAGGCGCUGGAGGAUCUGGCCUUCUACUCGGCGGGCGUCAAGGAGAUCGAGGACAGCCCACCCAUGCAGAUGGUACCCCCAGAAACACACACACGUGCACACACACGACAAGACACGCCAUCUAUGUAUCCCUCCCUCUGUGCGCCCACCCACACAGCUGAAGCGCCACGGCUUCCCCACGAUCUUCGGCAUGGACAAGGGGGCGUUCUACCUGACCAAACCCGGCGUCGCCCCACAAUAGCACACCCAUUCACACGGACACCCACGACUCUGUUGUAUGUG
Molecule: messenger RNA, 1952 nt
Organism: Vitrella brassicaformis
Lineage: Eukaryota; Vitrellaceae
Source: the annotation of a GenBank genome assembly